Malus domestica (apple) is the source of this 1580-nucleotide messenger RNA. RefSeq names its product carbonic anhydrase 2-like. Gene Ontology annotation, molecular function: zinc ion binding; carbonate dehydratase activity. Gene Ontology annotation, biological process: carbon utilization. NCBI's taxonomy places the organism in Eukaryota, Viridiplantae, Streptophyta, Magnoliopsida, Rosales, Rosaceae. The record is from RefSeq and is a predicted model, not a curated record.
UAUUAACAUACUAGAAUGAUAACACUAAAUAGCAGCAUUUUAGGGAGACAAAUAAUAUUUAUGGCAAACAGCCAAUGCAUGAAAGUAGCUUUUUACGAAGACGAUGAUGAAGGAAAAAUUAAGAGUAUCACUAGUAUUGUGUGUGACAAGGGCAGAUAGAAGGUGUAGCGAUGCAUGAUGGCCAUGCAAUGUAAAUGGCGAGUGGUAGUGAAAGGAGAUAGAGAGAUUGGGUUCAUCUCCGACGUCCAAACCUCAUCCGUAUGCAGAUUAGAAGCUCUCGUUGACUGAGCUUUCACUUUCACUAUUUCACUAUUUGAAUAUAUGAUGGGUUCAAUGGUGAGGUGUAUAAAGCCAGGCAGUUCAAGAGUUCGUUGGCCACCAUGUCUUCAGCUUCGUUAGUUAAGAGCUUCAACCUCACCUCCUCCGCCCUCUCUCGUGCCACCAGCAGGAAACCUAGUUGUAUUUCUGCCAGGAUCAGCACUUCUUCUUCUUCUAGAUCUCCUCCUCCAAACCUCAUCCAAAACAAGCCUGUUACCUCCGUUCCUGCUAUCACUCGGAAAGAAGAAAUGGCAAAGGAGUACGAAGAGGCCAUUGCAUCUCUCCAGAAACUUCUCAGUGAGAAGGAGGAGCUGAGAGUUGAAGCGGCUGCGAAGGUGGAGCAGGUUACAGCCGAGCUUGCGACAGCCGAGGCCAGCGGCGCCACCAAGCCUUAUGACGCCGCUGAGAGGCUCAAGAGCGGCUUCAUUCACUUCAAGAAGGAGAAAUACGACAAGAAUCCAGCUCUGUACGGUGAACUUGCCAAAGGACAAUGGCCCAAGUUUAUGAUGUUUGCAUGCUCGGAUUCUCGAGUUUGCCCAUCACAUGUUCUGGAUAUGCAGCCGGGAGAGGCUUUUGUUGUCCGCACAGUUGCUAACUUGGUCCCACCCUAUGAUAAGGUUAAAUACGCUGGGACAGGGGCGGCCAUUGAGUAUGCUGUCUUGCAUCUCAAGGUUUCAUACAUAGUGGUGAUUGGGCACAGUGCCUGUGGAGGAAUCAAGGCACUCUUGUCUAUUCCAGAAGAUGGGUCUACCCUCGGCACUGACGUCAUAGAAGACUGGAUUCGUAUUGGAUCGCCGGCAGCGAAGAAGGUGAAGGCAGAUCACGGUCCUGAUACUCCUUUCCCUGAACUAUGCAGUCGUUGCGAAAAGGAGGCGGUGAAUGUAUCGAUCGGAAACCUGCUGAGCUAUCCGUUUGUGAGAGAGGGUUUGCUGAAGAAAACCCUAGCAAUCAAGGGAGGAUACUAUGACUUUAUCAAUGGACAUUUUGAGCUCUGGGAUGUUGAUUUCAGCCUCAACCCCAACUUCUCCGUUAAGGAGGUGGCUACCGUACUGCACUGGAAGCUCUAGGCCAUUUGAGACAGACAAGUGAUGAUAACGUGAACUGGGUUUUAAUUAUAUUUACACAAAUUUAAGCCACUUAUUUCGUUUCAAGAGUUGAAUGUUAUAAUCUUCAUCCACAUCCCAAGUUCUCCAUAAUAUUUCUACCAAGCUUCUCGGUUGUUCUAUUUACGUCAGGGCAGUAUGACUGUCUCGUUGCACUUA